This is a messenger RNA of Truncatella angustata, 1961 nucleotides long. Its product is annotated as fungal-specific transcription factor domain-containing protein. Gene Ontology annotation, molecular function: DNA-binding transcription factor activity, RNA polymerase II-specific; transcription cis-regulatory region binding; zinc ion binding. The coding region runs from base 189 to 1661 and encodes 490 amino acids. The transcript is spliced from 4 exons. Gene Ontology annotation, biological process: positive regulation of transcription by RNA polymerase II. Lineage: Eukaryota; Fungi; Ascomycota; Sordariomycetes; Amphisphaeriales; Sporocadaceae. The record is from RefSeq and is a predicted model, not a curated record. Gene Ontology annotation, cellular component: nucleus.
GCGUAGGCAACACUAAACUAACCCAAGUGAGAUUUGCGGGGAAUCAACUGCAAGCAAGCGCGACGAUCGGAGAGCUUCCUGCGCCGUGCGACUUCGGCAAUUGCAGAGAGUCGAGACAUGGAGCCCGGAAGACGCGCACAGGGCUGCUGGACGUGCAAACGUGAGUUCAGCGAUUUCAAACAGACCGCAUGUGGGUAAACGCUGACUACGUUCAAAAAGAACGUAAGAUUGGGUGCGAUCGCGGUUUGCCUGCAUGUAAUAAUUGCCUACGGACUGGCAGAGAAUGUCUUGGUUACGGAAUUAGGCUGGCAUGGCCCGACCAACCUGAUGGCCGUCGGCGCAAGAGCCAGACACCAGACCAAGCUAUACAGCUACCUGCUGGCAAUUCAAAGCAUUAUGGGAGGCAAUUUCUGAACGUCAAUUACGACGAUGUCGCACGAGCCAGCAAUGCCGAAUCUAGUGACCGCCCCAUUCUCUAUCAUCGCUCUCCCCAACCUCAACGACUCAUCCCGUUGAUACCAAACCUUCAUGAAAGAGAGCCGCAGCUCAUAUACUACUAUGAGCAUCAACUUUCGCGAAUGGUCUCGACCAUUGAUGUCAACAAUGGCUUCAGAGAGUAUAUCCUCCCAUUGGCAUUAUCGCCAUAUAACCCGACUUCCGAGGGACUACGAAAUGCGAUGAUCUCGGUAGCUGCUUUCCAUCUUCUCGGUCAUGAAGCCGCACUGCCAUUCAAAGCCAAGGCAAUACAAUCUCUAUCGUGGUCCUUAUCGGGCGACUCGGUUGCCAUUACUGAAACACAACUUGCAACAUCGAUGAUGCUAUGUGUGUAUAAUGUCUUCGAUGAAUCCGAGGGACAUUGGGCGCUUCACCUUAAAGGCGCUAACGCUGUAUUACACAAGCUGAUGAGCAUUCGCAAUGGCUAUCCGGAGUCCACCUUCCUUUAUACCUGGUUCCUCUACCACGAGGUACUAGGUGAAUUCGGCGAUCCACAGUCGUAUUACCCAGAAGGACCUACAUCGCUACAGCUGAAGGACGAUCUACAGUUCGAUACAUCUCUUAUUGUGGGUUCUCUUGGCUGCUCUGUGGAAGUCAUGGAGAUCAUUAGUUUCAUCAAUGGACUCCGCGCGCGCGAGCUUAACGGAGACACCGGAUCGCCCACAACCGAAGACAAGACCCGCCGUAACGAGGAGUGGCACAUCAUCGAAAGUCGGCUAGCAAACCUGGAACAAAGACUAGACCCUGUUCAUGUCGAUCAUUUGACUCAGUACCAGCGCACGAUGAUUCGCAGCACUGCAGAACUAUACCGCCUCGCUACUUUUCUGUACUUGCAAAGAACUUGCAACACUGCUCAAGUUCACGAACUCAGGACGAUGUACUUGGACCAAGCGUUCAAAGUACUGAACACUCUGGAAACGUGUUCCAGCCCUUGGCCGCUCUUUGUUCUCGCUUGCGAAGCCGAAGUCGACGAACAACGCAUUGAGAUACUUCAAGCCCUGGAUAAAAUGGAUACUAUACGUCGUAUUGGCAAUAUCAAAGUGCUUCGCGACAUCAUCGAGACGUUUUGGAAGCAUCAAGAUCUCCAAGCCGAUAGUGGCAGGUCACCAAGUGCGAAGUGGUGGGAUGUGCUUGAUCUCAAUAUCGCCGCUCCAUGGUUCAUUUGAGAAGCAACCGUCAAAUGCAUCUGCGAAGACUCAAAUGACAGAUAUCGCAAUUGAUGCCAGUAUGGAACCCAGUCCAAAAAAAAGUUACACGGGAUUGGGAUCAUAAGGGUGAGAUCGAUUUACUGGUGUGCCUUUGUCUAAUCUAUCAGUUCUCCUAGACAGAAGACUACCAUCGACUCAUGUCAUAGUGAAUGGGUAUUAUCUUAAGUCAAUACUCGCGGGCUCGACCAUUUGCGAGCCGGUUAGGAGACAAGGCAUCGAGUCUAUCUACAGACGCCGUUGUUACGACCUGCCACAGCG